Messenger RNA from Ictidomys tridecemlineatus (thirteen-lined ground squirrel), 988 nucleotides. NCBI's taxonomy places the organism in Eukaryota, Metazoa, Chordata, Mammalia, Rodentia, Sciuridae. The record is from RefSeq and is a predicted model, not a curated record.
UCCUGGAAACACCCCCAGAACCUCCAGUCUCUGACACCAUGUGCAACUCCUGUUGUGGCUCCUGCUGCUCUGGCCAGGGCUAUGGCUGCUGCCAGCCCAGGUGCUGCCAGACCACCUGCUGCAGGACCACCUGCUGCCGCCCCAGCUGCUGCAGCUCCUGCUGCUGCCAGCCCAUCUGCUGUAGGACCACCUGUUGUAGGACCACCUGCUGCCGUCCCAGCUGCUGUGGUUCCAGCUGCUGCAGCCCCUGCUGUGGUGGCUCCAGUGGCUGUGGAGGUUCUAGUGGCUGUGGCUCCUGCUGCUGUCGCCCCUGCUGCUGUGUCUCCACUUGCUGCCGCCCCAUCUGCUGCCACCCCAUCUGCUGCAGGACCACCUGCUGCCGUCCCAGCUGCUGUGGCUCCAGCUGCCGUAGCCCCUGCUCUGGUGGCUCCAGUGGAUGUGGAAGCUCCAGUGGCUGUGGGUCCAGCUGCUGCCACCCCACCUGCCUCCAGACCACCUGCUGCAGGACCACCUGCUGCCACCCCUGCUGCUGCUAGUCUGUUUGCUCUCAGCCACCCCAGGUGCUAGCUCCUGCAGGCCCUCCUGCAGCAUCACCAAUAGCUGGCAGAAUACCUUUCGCAGAACCUAGUGCUGCCCUCUCACCUGCAGUGUUUCCAGCUGCUGCCACCCAACUUGUUUCCAAAACACCUGCUGCUCCCCAGGCUGUUCUAGUGGCCCCUUCUGCUGAGCACUCUGACUUCAUCGCUCCUCUUCUUCAAUCAAUAUUCUCCAUGGACCUCAUCUCUGAGCCCCUACAUGAUGGAACAAUGGGACACCUCAAUUCCAACCGAUUAUUUGAGAAUUUUUGGCUUUCAAAUGCACCACCCCUGCCCCAUUGGAUUCUUUGUCUCUUACCAAUUUAAACAAGUUGGAAUUUUCUCUCGCCUCCCUCUGUUCUCACCUUACCCCUUUGGACAUUACUGCUUUCUGACUCACUGUCUCAUAUGGA